Xenia sp. Carnegie-2017 is the source of this 4573-nucleotide messenger RNA. RefSeq lists its product as uncharacterized. The record is from RefSeq and is a predicted model, not a curated record. Gene Ontology annotation, biological process: regulation of transcription by RNA polymerase II; negative regulation of DNA-templated transcription. The coding region runs from base 287 to 3856 and encodes 1189 amino acids. The transcript has 15 exons. NCBI's taxonomy places the organism in Eukaryota, Metazoa, Cnidaria, Anthozoa, Malacalcyonacea, Xeniidae. Gene Ontology annotation, cellular component: histone deacetylase complex; transcription regulator complex. Gene Ontology annotation, molecular function: transcription corepressor activity.
GAAUUACGUCAGGGUACAAACUCAUUCAGCGAGAGUUGCGUUGCGUCUGUUGAUAUUCUGCAAAAUAAUGAGUCUAGAAAGCGAUAGCGAUAUUGUCCGGCAGAUUUGUGCAAAACAAUUGAUUUCCUAAGGCUUAGCCAGAGAAUUUUAAGUCAAUUCAACGUGGAAACAAUAAAUUUCGACUUUGUAACGCUGUGAGCGAGAACUGUUGGCGAUUUUUAAAGGCUCUUCUUGACAGCUCAGUACGGUCGAUUUUAUACUCAUUGAAUUGUAUGUGAAUUUCCGUAUGGAUGUCAGUUUCCCGCCUACAGAAAGUUAUCAGUCUGAAAGCCCUGCAAGACUGAGCGAAGAGGUCGUUCAUUCGCUCUACGCAGAUGAACUGCCUAACAAGAGAAUGAUAACAUCUCGUGUAGAGCAACGUUCCAAUUUAGCAGAGACUGUGAGCUUCGAGAAUAACAUUAUGUUAAAUCCAGAAGAUAUAACGAAAGCCGCUCCGCGCAACAUGAAAGACGACAGAGAAUUCUACAAAGCCUUUGGUAAUAGUAAAAUGUCAAAGUUUGGUGUUGGAAAAAUUGGAUUGCAAAAAGGCUACGGUUAUGAAACUAUUCGUGAAAUGGAUGGCCCCUCCAAGAACUCCACGCCAGAAGCUCGAACGUCCGUCAUAAGAGAGAUGUCCAGCACUCGACCGCAAUUCUCAGACAGCCAUACGUCCAUAAACGAUAGAGAUAUGGAAUCUGGUGAAUACCCAAGUCUACGAUGUUACGAGAAAGUUGAGUCAGAAAAAAAUGAUAUUGCUUCAAGAAAUCUACGUAUUAUGCAAAAGGAAAGUGUUACAACGCAACCAGAUACCAUGGGUCAAAGGUUUUCUGAUAAACAUUUUCGUACCUCAAUUUCUGGUAAUCAUGCGUUUCAGAUGUCCAGCAUCGAAACGAGGCCCACGAAUCAAUCGUAUUUUCCGCAUACAAUGUCUCAUGCAACUUAUCGUGUGCAACUCCCCCCCGAAUUUGAUUCUCGUUCUGAGGGCCGGGGAAACCAUUAUAUAUAUGAUGGUUCUGGUCAUGCGUUAGCGUCGUCUGUUAUGAGUUACGGUGGUUUAACCUCAAACUAUAUCGCAGAUGGAAAGUUUAUGCAAAAUCAUGUCGAACGACCUAGAGGUAACCCUGGACUUGGUUUAUUUGAUGGCAGACCUCCUGUAUCUAGCGAAAGUCUGCAGAAAGUGAAAAACAUGCCUCAAGAACAGGACAGCAUUAAAAUUAACGCAAGAGAGUCCACCAUCUCAAAAACUGUUGAAGAAAAGAAGUCCAAUGGGCAAGGUUUCCUGGAACAAGAGUCAAUGACACAUGGAAGUAAGGUUUUGAAAGGAGAGAAUAGACAGAUAGAAGACAGCAAGAUGGCAAAAGGCAAAAGAGGUGUUAGUGGAAAAACAGAUGGCUCCGUUGAGUGCCAGCAAUGUCGCAAGAAGUUUGGUAGCUCUAGUGCAUUGGCAAAACAUAAAGCCACACAUAGUGAUGAGCGCAAGUACAUCUGUCACAUUUGUGAAAAAGGAUUCAAAAGACAAGAUCACUUAAAUGGACAUUUGAUGACACAUCGAGAUAAAAAACCCUUUGAAUGUCAGUACUGCGAAAAAAGUUACUGCGAUCAUAGAUCCUUGAAGAGACACUACGAAAAUUAUCAUCCCAAUCAAGAUCGUGUUAAAGUAAACCCUGCGCCAUCUCACCGAGCGAACACGGAGAUAUUACGCCCGGUUCAAAUCGAGGGAAGAUUCACACCUGAAAAAGAUGAAAUUCGUUGCAGUCCUAUGGAUCCUAAGUUCGAUCUUCAACGUAAAGAGAAGUUUGUCCGUAAACGAAACAGCGAUAGUAUGUGUUCCAACAACUCUGAUGAUAUUGCUAGACGCGCCGAUAACGAAUCUCCGCGACUUGUUUUUGACAAUUCACAAACGGCCAUUGGAAUGUUGAAACAGGUCAUCGAAUCUCACGAGCAAAAUAAAGAGAAAAAUAUGGUUGAGGGUUACCCUCGAUCUGGGUAUUACCAGUAUCCAGACCCACAGAGAUGGCUCAUUCCCUAUCAUCAAGCUCAUAUGAUGAAGCUCAUGCAAAUGAACCAACCUCCUAUACUGGUACAGCAUGGCAAUAUUCCUCCAAUGAACCCAUAUUGUUCCACUGAUCCUCCACAACUUGUUCCUAUCUAUCAUCCUGUGAACCAGAAGCAUCCUUCGAACGAACCUCUUCAUGAUGAUAACGGAACGAGAAAGGGGGAUGAUGAGGUUUAUGAAUGUAUCCGAGAAACUGCUAUUCCUACUGAUCCCACGUCCGUGGCCAUCAUCAAUGCAAAAGAGGAUCAGGAUGUCUCUACAAGACAUUUGCAGUUAAAGGAUGACUAUCCUCGCGAGUUCCCACAUUCAAUGCAAUGGAAAACUAUAAAGGUGCCAAACAAUGGUAUGGCAGUACAAUCGAUGGGUAACAUUCAGCAAUCAAACAUGAUCAUAACUAGUCAUAAUAGUCUAAAACGAGAGCGAGCACCAAGCAAAGCGAUAUUGUCCUCCGCCACCCUCUCCUUCAUCAUUAAAUAUGGCAAAGAAGGUCUACUCAAGCUAGCUGAACCUUCAUUCAAAUCUGACGAGAAUCAGGACAGGAUGUUCAAGAACCCACCGACUACCCCAGUACGCAAACCUCGCCAUCGACCCAGCCCCAUAAACAUUUCGUGCUCGAACUUUCAAUACGAUUCGCCUCCUAUAUACACACCACCGCCAAUGCUGAGCCCGCACAGCAUUUUUCACACUCCCAGAGUAAAUGGGACCCCUAUAACUCCCGGAGGAAGAAUUAUUCUUUCUGCCGGAGCAAGGAGCCGUAAAAAUAGCAUUGAUGAAGAUAACGUUAGCGCAGGCGCAGAUGGCUCCAGUGAAGUUAUAGUACCUGAACCUAAAAUCAAUAUUGGUCCAGCAUUUCAAGCGAACGUGCCAACCACGACAGAACCUCGCGAGAGAACAAGUUCUGAUAAGCACAGGGCGGCUGUCUGCUGGCUUCCCUUCGAACAAGAAACAAGGAAACGUGCUGAAGAAAUUGAAGCGUACCUUGAAAUGGCUUGUUCUGUCGCAAUGUUUGGGGGUGGAUCUAACAAGGAAUACGCUUUGCAUGUUCUCUUCCGAUUAAAAGGAAAUAUUAAGCUUGCGGUCAAACAUAUCCUUGCAAAUAAGAGUGCUAUCCGAAAUGAAGACUGCCUGGCUGAUUAUCAUUACGAAGGCUCAGACAGAUGGUCAUCGAAAGAAAGAUUAAAGUUCCGAGAAGCGCAUGACAAAUACGGAAAAAAAUUCCACGAAAUCGCAAAAGAGAUAAAAGGCAAGACCGCUCAACAGUGCGUCGAAUUUUAUUAUCUAUGGAAAGCUUGUCGUACUGAAGGCACCAGAUCAAGGCGUGGAUAUACAGAGGAGAUUGAGUCCGAGCAUGAAAAUGUAGAUAUUCCUAGCGACGAUGAGAGUGAAACGUUUUUCUUUGUAUGUGACUUCCCUGAAUGUAACUCGAGUUUCAUAUCGCGCCAGGCACUAAAUGGACAUAUCAGAGUUCACGGUGGCAGCUUUAUGAAGCCGGAACCCAAACGAAUCAAAGUACGAACGACAGCAAGUUGUGAUAGCAAUGCAAGGACAUCGGCAUCUACAAGUACAAGUCGAGUGACAACGAAGACGUCAAGAACUGUUAAAACAACUCCAGCUGAACCAGUUUUAAAUAGCGACGGGACUUUAGCCGAAUUUCCGUGUAAAGUUUGUGGAAGAGUUUUCAAUAAAAUCAAAAGUCGCUCGGCUCACAUGAAGACACAUGUGAAAAGAAACGAUGACAACGGUGGUAAGUCGAAAUCGUGAUGGUGAUCCCGUAGUUGAAAUGUGGAUUUGAUUGCUUAGCAUACGGUCGUUUUGAAUUACUACAAAUUAUUUUGUGCAAAAGUUUUAAUAUAUUUACGUAUUAAGCGUUUUUUUUGUAUUCAUUGGCAACGUUACGCUGAACUUUUAUACAAGUUUUGUAUAGUGUAUAUAAUAUAGACUAUCACAUGUUGAUAUCAAUUGUACAUUACUGUACAUAUUUAUGUAUAUAGAGGUAUAUAUAGAUGUGUUGAAGUAUUUCGUUUACCUUAAUUUUGUUUUGUUGAAGUAAGGAGAAAGAGGAUUUUAUUGGACUGUUAAACUAUCAAACUGAAUUUGAAAACGAGCAAUCUAGCACUGCAACUGGGAAGAUCAUAGUAAAUUUAGUGGAAUUGAAGUGAAAGUGGAUUAGAUAGGCUAUAACUUAUUGAUUUUUGAUUAAGUGAAAAAUUUCCAUUAUUGUAACAAUCUUCAAAAGCGUCCAACAAUGUCAAACAAAAAUCUCCUUUCUCUUCUAUUCAUAUAUCGAUAUUUUGAAUUCAUAUUUUAUGUUGAUUUAUGAUCUAUUUAUGUUUUGGACAGCGUGGCCGAUAGAGUUUCUUUAUAUAUCUUGAUGUGAUUUGUGUAGGAAAUUAAAUGCUGGCAUUUGAGUAUUACAAAUGUAAAAAUUUUAUUAAGUUUUAUAUCUGGUAUAAUAAAUAUUUAUUGGGAAUAAUCAUA